This is a messenger RNA of Uranotaenia lowii, 12380 nucleotides long. Its product is annotated as irregular chiasm C-roughest protein-like. Gene Ontology annotation, cellular component: cell-cell junction. The record is from RefSeq and is a predicted model, not a curated record. Gene Ontology annotation, biological process: cell-cell adhesion. Lineage: Eukaryota; Metazoa; Arthropoda; Insecta; Diptera; Culicidae. The transcript has 12 exons. Gene Ontology annotation, molecular function: cell adhesion molecule binding. Bases 672 to 3581 code for a protein of 969 amino acids.
CAUACCCUGAAGAAUGUCCGCUUGGUCCUACUCUCUCUCUAGAGUGCUGGUGAGUGAAGUGAAGGUGUUGCGUACACGUGCCCAAACUUAUCGGCUAAAGUUAGCUCACGACGGGAAAAUAAAGUGGGGGUUUUGCUAAAGAAAAUCUUCCGGAAUAAGUGACCGAAGAGGGGGGCAGGAAGUUUACUAAUUGCGGCUGUGUAAAUAACCGACCGACGUAAUGUUAAGUGAAGAAAAGUGCAAAGGUGAACGAAUGAUGGGAAGAUUUGCAUAGUGACUUGGGAAAAAGUUCCGAAAAAACGUCAAUUGUACAACAAAGAACAAACAAUUCCAGCUCUAGUAACGAUUUUAUUAAGAUAACAACAAUCAGUCAACAUAUCAUCAGCAUCAGAUCCAACUUCAUUUUACCAGCCUAAAAUAUUCUAAGAAAUGUGAUUCCAACAUUCGACUGCCAAUCCAUUUUAAAAUUGACAAGCACUUGUGUGACUUUCUUCUAUAUAACUUCUUUUAGCAGCACAUAAUUGUCAUACCUUAUCAGCAAUCUCUCAUCAGAAAUCUCUCACUCAGCCAUCCCAAAUCCCCGCUGACGCAUUGACUGCAACAUCUCAAUGGAUGGUUAACUUUCAAUCAAAAUACUACCCAAUUAAGCCAACCAAGUCCACCGGAACACGAUGAGCCAAAUGGAAAAGUUAGUCAUCGAAAUACGGUCCACGGAAAAUCGCCAUAGGGAGGAGAAAUCCGGUCGCAGCCAAAGUUGGAGCAAACGGAGGCGACGUCGACGGAAAUGGAUUUCCUUGCUGUCCAUUUGCAGUGCCGCCAUUCCAUUCCGAUAUUUUUACCUAUUUCUGUUGCUGCGGGUGGCCAUUUUGUCAGGUCGUGAUGGUGGUGGCGGUGGAGUUUUGGCGGCAAAAAGUUCCAACACCGACAGCAAAGGCCACGGCCAACCGCAGCGAUUUGCCAUGGAGCCGCAAGACCAGACGGCAGUGGUGGGAUCUCGAGUUACGCUGCCCUGCCGGGUUGUGAAUAAAUUAGGACAACUGCAGUGGACGAAAGAUGACUUUGGGCUGGGAACCCACCGGAAUCUGAGCGGAUUCGAACGGUACUCGAUGGUCGGCAGCGAUGACGAGGGAGAUUUUUCCCUGGACAUCUUCCCGGUGAUGCUGGACGACGACGCCAAGUACCAGUGCCAAGUUGGACCAGGAAAGAGAGGUACCCCUGGGAUUAGGUCUCGAUUCGCCACGUUGAUGGUGCUGGUGCCACCCGAACCGCCCAAGAUAGUGCAAGGCGACUUUAUGGUGACAACCGAGGACCGGGAAGUUGAACUGGAAUGCGUCUCGGCUGGUGGGCGGCCCGCUGCAGAGAUAACGUGGAUUGAUGGUUUGGGUAACGUGCUGAUGGACGGCAUCGAAUAUAUGAAAGAAUCCCUUCCGGAUGCCCGGCGAUUUACGGCCAAAUCAAUCCUGAAGCUGAUACCGAAACGAGAGCACCAUAACACAACCCUAACGUGCCAGGCCCAAAAUACCGCAGACCGGACAGAGCGCUCUGUCCAUCUGAAGCUGGAAGUCAAAUAUGCUCCGAAGGUAACGAUUGAGGUGACCAGCGGAAGACCUGGCAGCGGCGAUUCGACCCAACGGAUUGUUGAGGGAAUGGACGUUCGGUUGCGUUGCAAGGCCGAGGCAAAUCCACCGGAAGUGACGUUUCGAUGGUACGUGGGACACGAGAUGAUGACUGGGGAUUUUGCCACGGAACUGGUCAUAUACAAUAUCAGCAGAAAGCACCACGAGAUGAUUGUGAAAUGUGAGGCCCGCAACGUGGUGGGGAAGAGCGAGGAAAGCGAAACCCUGGACAUUGGCUAUGGGCCUCUCUUUCGCAGUCUACCGAAAUCUGUAGAGGCCGAUUUGGACACGGUGGUGACCCUAUCGUGCGACGUAGACGGCAAUCCUUCGCCGGAUAUUGUUUGGGUUCAUGAAGAGUCCGGUCGGAUAAUGUCCGCUUCGUCUAACCUCACUAUGACGGCGACUGUGGCCACGGCUGGGCGUUACAUCUGCAAGGCAACGGUUCUUGACUUUCCGGAGAUAGAGGCGGAAGCGACCGUAUAUCUUCGGGGUCCACCCAGCAUUAGCUCACCCAGGCAGCAGUUUGGAACCAUAACCGACACCGGACGGCUCGAGUGUGAGGCCUUCUCCGUUCCGAAGGCAAAGCACAUCAUCUGGGUGCACAAUGGACGCGAAAUUAACACCAGCCAUUCCGACGGCCAGUACAGCAUCGUCGAGAGCUUCCAACCGGAAGGUGUCAAGUCGACGUUAAUCAUUCACAACAGCCAAAGGGAGCACUUCGGAGGCUACAACUGUACUGUCAUAAACGAUUACGGCGUUGACUAUGUGGAAAUUGAUUUCGUCUCGAGAGACAAUCUUUUAUUACCAGUCAUCAUAUUUGGCUUCCUCGGUGGGGUGACACUUUUAAUCAUCGUCAUCGCCGUCGCCAUGUGUCUCUGGGGCCGGAAGGGACACAAGAAGUUGCUCCCACCGGCGGAUGUGAUACCGAAGCAACACAUUUCCGACAAGGAUAGCAAGGAACUGCUGGAUCGCCGGGCCUCGAACGUUAGUGACCUGAAAAUAGAUCGCGAUAAUGAAUUUAUGGAAACCAGCCUCGGACCGGACGGGAUGACCACUCAGGUAAAUUUGGUGCUCGGCACAAGUGCUACGAUAGCUAAAAAUGGCAGCGAUGGCAGUGGUCCGGUUCCAGCUUCGGUCACUCCGGUUGGCAAAGUUUCCAGCGACUAUCGAUAUUCUGGGGACUACACGGACAGCCUCAGCCGUUUGUCCAGCAAAGGUGGAACCGGUACCAACAACAAUGGCUAUUUGGCGGAUUACUCCCAUCGGGAUUUCAGCUCGCCAACAGCUCACCUAAUUCAGUUCCGUUCGAGUACGAGUAGCACCAACAUCAGCAGCAGUCUGAGCAGUCAAAAUCAUAUCAGCAACGCCAUGACUCUGGGGCGCCAUCGAAAGCCUGAAACGGCAAGACUUGAUAACGCUACACUUCCCAGCAUCCAGGGAAGUCUGAGCACUCUUCCGAAUGGAGCAAUGAAGCAAUCCCUACUUCAAAGCCAACUGGCCCUAGAUCAACGAUACGGUGGCUCCUACGGCAGUCCAUAUCUGCGGGCAGCGGCCGUGAUCAACAGCAUGUCCCCUCCAAUGCCCCCGGCCACGGCCAAUCCAGCAGCAACUCCGGCUCCACCGCCCUACAGUAGUGCCGCUUCGAGGAGUGCGCUUCUCUUCGGAACGGCAGCGAUGCCAUCGCCAGUGGGGGGAAUUAGUCCUGGAACUGCCCCGGGUGGACCAACGACCGGAUCCAAUAGUCCCAGCUCCGUACAGUCGAGUUCGAUUUCCUUGUCGCAGAGCUCUCAUCAGUCAAAUCACCCAUUAGCAGGGCUGCCAUCGAAUGCGGUCACGAAGAGCGGAAGUGGAGGAGCGACGGCGGCCAAUAAUCCGCCACAACCAGGAAGUCCCUCAUCAUCGUCCGGUCAGUUUAUUCUUCCGAGUAGUGGCUCCAUUAAGCAGCAGGGAGCUACUCAUGUGUAAUAUGAAGUCUGUUUCAGGAGAGUCAGGAGAUUAUUUUCUUAGGCCAAAAAAUAUAGCGUAAGAAGUACAGCUUUUCAUGGUGUUCCUCAAAUCGCCCUACAAAUUCACGAAGAAUGGUUGAAAAACUUUAACAAACGGCAUUUAAACCAUUUUUUUUAUUAUUGGGAAUGAGUCCUACAGGAAAAGUUAGAUUAUCAGAGACGAUAUCAGUUCAAUGAUUUGUUUGUUUAGAAUAGCAAUUUUCAAAGUUGUCCCUACCGCACCUUGGGGGCGUUGAGAGCCUACAAGAGGGCGGGGAAAGAUCCCAGAAAUACAAAUUUUUGUUGUACUUCUAUACAAGUUUGUUCGAAACUACUCCUAGGGGGAGGUGAGAUUUAAACACAUGUUCAUCCUUAUGAUAACUUAAUUAUAAAUUAAAUUAAAAAGCUACCUAAAUCUACCAUUUCUCGAUACAAUGUCAAGUUUUCUUUGGGAAGCAACUCUGGCAUCAUGCAACAGCGGGGCUAAAUACUUAGAUGCGACAUUUGUAUACCACAGCACUGAUAUAAUUUUUCUCUUUCAUUCAAAAUUAAACAAAAAACCAUCAAUAAAUGUACAAAUUUUAACAUUUUUCGAUGGCUUAAAAAACUUUACCCAGUAUGGCGGAUUGGCUAAAUGAUAUCACUUAGAAUUUUUGUUACUGGAUUAAUCAUCAUAUUCCAACACUGUUGGUGUUAAAAUUUUAUUCGAACAAUCAACAAUUUUUUCAAUAAAUAUUUUUAUAAUUCAGUUACCUGCCUGAGGUAACAUGCUACAAAAUGCACAUCAAAAAGACACCUUGUAAAUCUCGUUUCAAUAUGAUCGAAUGCUUUUUUGCAUCACGCAUUUGUCAACAUUGAAAUUUCAUUAACCUUAACAUUUAUAUUUUGAUUUCAGCUUGUAGAAUUUGUUGUAAUAUUUUUUUUAACCCUAAAUGUACGCAAUAUCCGUAUUAUCAGAAAAAAAUAGUUUCAACAGAACCAGAAAUUUCUGCAAUUGGCGUUUUUAUGCGUAAUGGCUUAAAUUGCAUCAAAUAUUAUCAAAAACUAUACAUUCACAUACGUUUUCAUGAGAUUUAAAAAAAAAAAAACAAAGUUUGAUGUAAGUUUGAUGUAAAUACAGUGAAAAUCGCAUGUUUUUUGACAAUUAAAAAUAACUGAAGAAACCAAUAAUUUUUCUGACUACGUCGGUUUGAUGUCCCGCUGACUUUCAAACUCUUAACGCACAAAGGGUAGGUAUGAUUAUCUGUGGACGUGAGUUUUUUAGAAGCCAUUAAAGUUGAAAAGUGUUGCAUGUUGCCCCAAUUAACGGUACUCGUCAAAGCGAUUAAAUAUUCCUCAAUAUUUCUUAUCACUGUAUGCAGAUUCCAUUUCAUUGAAAGACCCGAAGAAGAGGAUUUUUUUUUACAAGAUGGAAAUUAGACUUCAAACCGGAACAGCUGGGUGUUUGCCGCCGUGAGUGGGUUCGUCCCACUAAAACCACCUUGGGCUUCGUGUGCCAGAUGUGCCCCUUGGUUUCAUUCUAUGAUGCAACAUUAAGGGGUAGGCUGUGCUCAUGUACUUAUACAUCUCACCCUUUUCCUUUUCCUCUUUCUCAAUGUUAAUCUUUCUUCUUGAUCAUCGUUCUGCUUUAUCCUCUUCCUCCUUCUCCUUUUCUUCUACCGCCAACUUCAGACGGUACGGAAUACCCCGAGACGUGUGCCGGUGAGGUAACGCUUUCAAAGUAACUCGCAACUGUCACAGCAACCACUUCCGCAGGAUUUCUUACCACCAAGGCAUGGCCGAUUGAGAAACUACCAAGCUAGAAUAACGACACGACCACCCCGAAUAAUAUCUCCGCUUCCUUUUGCUGCAGGAAAGAUCGUAGCUAAGUACGUGAGACCUUUUAAGUCCCUCCACACGUAUGAGUACAGAUUAGGGUUAUACCGCGCCCUAAGAUCGCGUUGCUUUUGAAUUGAAGUGUCAUACGAGGCCCAAGACCUUCAAUUAGCUUGUCAAAUUUGGUUGACUAUCUCGCUCUCUCCGUUCAUCAUCUUUCCUGAUUCUUAUCAGAUCGCGCAUGAUUUGCGAGAUUUCGUCGACUAUAGCACGCCACGAAUGUUCGUCGCGACACAUUUCACUCACAAUGUUUUCAGCGUUCAAAUUUGGAAGUUGUUGACGCCUAAAUAUACCUAGGACAGACAAAGAUAGCUUGUUCUGCCGAUUUCUCCGUAUCUACGCAUUCCGGGCAAUAAGGCGAGCUGAUAAGCUCAAACCGAUGAAGGUAUUGCUUAAAGCACCCAUGACCCGAAAGAAACUGCGGCAGGUAGAAGUUGACCUCUCCAUACUUCCGAUUUACCCAGUCUGAAAGUCGCGGAAUUAGCCUUUGCGUCCAUCUUGCGUUGUUCGAUGCGUCCCAUUGCUCCUGCCACUUGAGCAUUGACGCUGCUCGUUGGAUUUUACGCACUCCUCUAACAGCUCUUGCUUUGCAACACUCCAUAAUAUCCUCCGCCAGAGUUAUGUCGAUGGGAAUCAUGCCCGCGAUGACAAAAGCUGCAUCUGCUGAUAUGGUUCUGUACGCACAGGAAACUGGCAUUGCUAUCAGCCGAUGUGUUCUCCGUAAUUUGGAUCUGUCUACCUCUAUCGCGGAGCUCCAGGCCGCUCAUCCGUAUCAUAGUUUUGACAGUGCUACGCUCGCAAGGAGAAGUCUCUUGCUACUCUUUGGACCAUGGCAGUCUGGCAUAAUCCAGGCCAAUGAAUCGAUGACUUUCGAUGCACUUUCACAACAGUAUUUGACAUGUGCACCAAAACUUAAGCGAUUGUCGACCAUUACUCCAAGGUAUUUCAGCUGCUGUUUCGAAGAUGUCGUGUGCCCUCCAACAGUAAUCUCCAUGUGCGGCACAACUCUUUUAUUGGUCACGAGCAGAACUUCUGUUUUAUGGUGAGCUAUCUGAAGCUUAACUCCCUCCAUCCAGAUGCCAACCGUUUCUACGGACACCGUUGCAAGGUCUUCUACCUCCUCGAUUGUUUCGCCGGUGAUCAUGAGCACGAUAUCGUCAGCAAAUACGACUAUCUGCACGCCUGCUGGUAGUUUCAGCGUCAACACCUCAUUAUACAUGGCAUUCCAAAGCACAAGUCCGAGUAUGGAACCCUGUGGAACACUCGCUGUUAGGGCAGUAGAUCGUAACCCAGUUUCGGUUUCGUACGUCAGGAUUCUUUUUUUUUUGUUUCGAUUAUAGUCGUUUUACCAUCUUUAUGGCAUUCGCGACUUUAUCAACGUUGCAGUUGGCGGAUCGUUAUUGAAAAACUAUCCGGUACAACUGUGUUCGAUGUUUACUCUUGGGCUCGAACUCGCGGACAUCGGCUCAGGAGACAACAGACUUGCCAACUGAGCUAUAUCACAAGCCCUACAUACGUCAGGAUUCAAUUUUCGAAGAAGCUUCCUAUUAUCCUGCAGAUGGUAUUGGGAACGCGCAUCCUGUGAAGCGCUUUGGCAAUCGCUUCCCAGCUGGCAUUGUUGAAGGCGUUCUUAACGUCGAUCGUCACAAUAGCUCAGUGUCCGCUUCUUUUUAUAUUCGCGCUUCGCGAACUCUGUCACCUUUCGGAUGACGUCCACCGUAGAUCUCUCUUUCCGAAAACCGAACUGUCUAUCCGACAGUCCACUUUCGCCUUCUGUGUUGAUAAUAAGUCUGUUAAGUAUUAUCCUCUCCAGUAGCUUACCAAGGGUGUCCAGCAGACAAAUGGGUCUGUAUGAUGAUGCAUGCCCUGGGGGUUUCCCAGGUUUCAGUAGUAGCACCAACUUAGCCGUUUUCCACGAAUUGGGAAAAGAUCCUCGUCGAGACACUUUUGUAGCAGCACUCUGAAGGUAUCCGAAACGGUCUGUACCGCCACCUUCAGCACUGCAUUUGGCAUUCCGUCCGGACCAGAGGCCUUAUUCACCGCAAGUUUCUUAGCGAUAGCCACAAGUUCUUCGUUCGUUACUGGUUCGAUGUCGUGGACACCCGCGUCGUACGGGAUAAGGAUAAGGAAUCGUUUUUGACCACAUCCUGAACUGAGGCAGUUUUCUUGCUGGCGUAAGCACGCAUGACUUUCCGGUCCAAAGUUUCGUUCACCGGACCCGGUUUUUACUUUUUUUUUUUUUUGACCACGAAGCUGCUUUCCUCUCCAUACCUCCAAAUUGAAUUUCAGACUGCUUCAAUGCUUACUUCUUCCAUUUUCGCCAACUGACUCAGCGAAAUGUUGGUUCUCCGGGGAAAUGCUUCUCAUUUCACGAAAGUUAUGGAAAGUGUAGCUCACGAUACACAAAUUUUUUAAGUUAAACUGUCAACAACACCCGGCAGAAAUCAGCUGUUUAAACGUCAUCCGGAGGCGCAUAUCUUAAAAGACCGCAGAGCUUAUUGAGUUAUUUUGUCCCUAGAUGGCGCUUCAGAACUUCCAAAAUUUCAUGUUUUGUGAAGCAGAAAAAUCAAUUCAUAUUCCAAAAAAUUUAUUAAUUAGAUCCUAGGCAUCAGCUCUUUAUCUUUUUCUAUGAUAUAAGUGACACUUAAUAACUACAGUAAUUAUUUAUUUGUUAAAGAGCACUGCACAAUUCUACUUUUCAUUUGUUCUCUGGUCAUGCUUAGUUGAAUAAUAUCGACGUUUGCGUUGUAUUAUGCCAUCAUACGGUACAUUGGUUCGUUUCUGGCCUAAUUCUGGAUGCGAUUAGCUAGUUGAAACGGCCUUACGUUUCGUAAACUGCUGCGGCCUUCGUACGGAGAUAAACAAGAUAAUAAAUACGGUGAAUAAUAUCUUCCACAGAUUAAAUCCUUUAGAAACAGUGCGUCGAUGGAUUUCUUGCACGACCCGCGUCAGCUGCGCCUUAGCUCUUUUUACCCGUUCUUGAUUUUAUUCUACCGGAAAAUCUUAAAACCUUAGGACCACGUAAGGCUUGGUCCUAAGUUCAUCUUUCAGUAUCCGACGGCCGAGCUCAGAAAACGGAGUUUGGAUAAGCGGGGUUCUACUGUAUAUCGUUUCUUCUGACUAUUUGGGUAAAUGAUCUCAAUGUACUCUUUUUGGUGUUGCGAGAUAUAGUAACCCUAGUCCAGAACAACUUUUUUUUUUCAUUCGCGAACAAAAUUCCCCAGAAAAAUUUUCAGGCUAUCGUUGAUAAUUUUUCCUAAGAACUUCAAGUUUUCAAGUGGUGACGAGGCUCUGGGUGGUGGCAAAUAAUUUAUUAAAAAUCGAAAAAUGAACAAUACUGAGUGUUUGAUAAUCGUCACUUAUUGGCGGUCUGUAGUAAGCGUUUUAUCAGAUUUAUAGAGAAAGGUCUGGUCCUACUCAGGUUAUGUGCUAUUUGAAUUUGCAAUGCUUUUGAAAAUUUAACAAACAGGUUGUGACAACCUACGGUGAUUUAUAUAAAACAAAUACCUACCUACUUAAAGCACUCUUCAAACUGGAAAUUCGAUGUAGAAAAGAAACAAUUUCCAGGGAAACACAGUUCUUUCAUACUAAUAAAGAGUUCUUUGCAAGCAAACGAUGCACAUGUUAACAAUUAUCAAAACAGAUGGUUUUAAUUUUUUUUCCAUAAAACCACACCAAUAGAUGUCCAAAGUACAAAUAAAUCGUGAGGAGGGAAAAAAUGUUGUUGAAUGAUUUAAUUAUAACUUUCUUCACUCAACUCAAAACUACAUUCUGACUUCGAUAGAAAUGUUUAUAGAAAAUACCUAAAAAAAUAGUUUUUCGCAAGCAAAUAAUGUACACAUUCAAUGGUUAUCAAAACAGAUUUUUUUUUCCUUAAAACCACAACCAGAGGUGUCAAAAGUACAAAUAAAUCGUGAGGAUGAGGGGAUAUUGUUAAAUUGAUUUAUUGAAACUUUCCUCACUCAACUUAAAACAACAUUCUGCCUUCGAAUGAAAUGAUUUUAGAGCAAAUGCAUCUUCAUUAUCCUUUUCUUAUUUCCUACAGUGUUUUCAGUUAAUUGUAGGGCUAAUUGUAGAUCAUUUUUAAUUGUUUUUUUUUAAUUGAAAUUUCACAUUUUUGAACUUUUGAAUAAAACUUAUUUUUAUCAACAUUUUUGAUGAUAUUAUUUAUCUUUUUAUCUUAUCAAUCUACACAUAGUUAGCUCAAAAAAGUUAAAUUCGAUGUUCUUAGGAAAAAUUAAUAACAAAAGCUGAAAAUUUUCUUCUGUAUGUUGUUCGCAAAUUUUCAAAAAAAAGGAGUUGCUCAAGACCGAUCGAUUUUAUUCUUAAAUAGUGCGUUGUAUAGGGAAGAGUCUCCUCUGCCGAUGCCGAUUUUUUUGAAAUUGUCCCAAAAAAGAAACCGUAAGCGGUUCAAUUGCCAGCUCCGGUGAUAUGGUCAAAAAUAGUCAUCAUACCUUUCAUCUAUCGAUGUUGUUUGAUUGUUGCCAAGGGUUAGAGAAUCAUGUCUUCUUUAACCAUAAAACUUUUAAUGUAUUUUUCGUCCCACGAAAAUAUUUCUAAUUUAUCAACUGGAUCAGAUAUCGUUCUUAUUUUUGGACCAUAUAUGUGUAGGUACUUGAAAUUACACGCUGUAAGAGUUUUUUUUCCUAAAAAGGUAUGAUGAUAACAAGAAAAUUGUAUCAAGUCUCCCCAUUCUCCUUUACGGAUUCCAUCGACGGUACGGAGAUCAUUAAAAAAAGCUUUGCCAAUGUCUUUUUUUUGUUUAAAUAAGACUUCAAGAUCAACGGAGAAAGCAAACCGUUGCUGUUUUCCAAAUUAUCAGUCGGGGAACAGGCAGAACGGUUUUAAACGAUGACGGCCUCACCGUGAGCCCGAAUCCAAAUCAGAAUCAGAAUCGGGAGAAGAUUAUAAAAAAACAUUUUCCAGUAAAAAAAUGUCUCCUACUACGAAUGAACGAUUCAAAUUUGUAUAGGAAUGCAAGCUAUGUAGUAGCUUACUCAGAUUUCGGGUUUGAAUUCAGUUCAGAAUUAUGAUCUCUAAUUAUGAUUUCUUUCAUAUGAAAGAAUAUUAUCUUCACUGUCAUCAGAGCUUAUACAUUUUUAAAGAUCUGCUGUAGUAACAACUUACCCAUGAAACAAUUGUUCUUACAACGUUUAUCUAAAAUUUAUAAAUAGACAUAAAAACGUUGCCCAAAUAUUUAUUGUUAGCUUAAUCAUCGUUCAUUUAAGCACACCUACGGCUGCCAUAAAUUUGCACUCAUUUCCAUGGCCCAAAUUUGGUUGAAUCUAGCUAAAACCAGAUAGCCUAACUCGAGGAAGCUGUUUAUCGAGCGCAAAUAUGCUCGUAAAUAGACUUUUGCCCUCCUCUUUUGAAGGCGGCUCCAGACUCCAUGCAAAACACCGUUCAACUUCCACCCACGCAGCCAGACUUUUCUGAUUGAGUUCGCACAGUUUUCAUGAAUCGCAAAAUUCCAAUCAAAAUCCAUUAAAAUCAAUUUUAGAGAUUUGGGAGCUAGCAUAAAAUUAUCAUCCGCUCUUCCGGUUCAUCAUAACGAGAUCAGCUGUAUGAAAAAAGCUCACCCAGGUGGAAAAUGCGAAUCCGGUUGAACGCGGUCAAAGAUGGGAUCAGAACUGCGGCUAGGUGAAAAGGUCCAUUUGUAACCAGAAUUCGGUUAGCCGAAUCGAAGUUCAAACCAUCAACUUGAAUUAAUAUUUAGUGGGAUAUCAAACAAAAUUCAAAUGCACACACAUGACUUUAAUUUUGAUUUAUUUUUAAAAACUCCCUAGGUUUUCAAUAAACAUACGACUAUUCUUUCAUGCAAAAAAAAACAAAUUAAAUAUUUCGUUAAAUUAAAAAGGACAACAAGGAGGUGAAUCCAAACAUCUGACGUCUCCUGAAAUACUUUCGACUUAACAAAUAAACAAAAAAACACCUCAUGAAUUUUCCGGAGAUAAAUUUAUAGGAAAAAAUGUCUUCAUUUAGUAAACUCUUCAGAGCAAUCUUUUGCCAUGCUGUCUAGUUUCCUUCCCAACCCGAUGAAUGAUGCCACUAACAAAAGUCAUUAUCAAACUGUCGAAAAGCUUGCAAUCUUGAGCGAGAGAAACAAUUCCAACUUUUUCCUUCGGAGCUCUUCGCUGGAAACAUUAAAGCAGACUUUUUUAUGCAUGAGAGACGAAAUAGAGAAGCAAAACUGUAUGCUGUGAAUAAUGCAAAAAUACACCAAACUCGAUAACAGUGCAAGAGCUACAAUUUAGUGACAAACGAAACGCGCCACUCGGAAGAAUAAAUAAGAAGCACAUCCGUUCGUGGGAUCCGGAAAAUCCUCGUUUGUGAGGAAGAUCCUCGGAAGAAGUGACAAAAAACCAGUUGAGGAAAGUGCAAAAAAAACCCUGAAUGCAAUGCAAAGUUGCCAACGGAAGGAAAAACGAAAUAGUUUAAACAUGUAAAACUUUGACUGAUGAAUUUUUACAGCCGUAGAUGUAAAGUUGUAAAGCUUAGGGAAAAUAUUAGUAUAAGAACAAAAGUUUCACACCAUUUUAUGCACUGGCCACGACAUUGUGGACACAAAUCUAUGCCACACCAUUUUAUUUCCUUCGAUGCUUUCUCGAGCAAAAAACAAUACAAAAAUGCAGCAAAUAAUCGGAACCGGAUUAUAAAUUCUGGUUUCACUUGCAUUUGAUAGCUAGUACGAAUGGUCGAUAAAAAACGACGCUUUAACCAAACAGCAACGAUGCUUUCUAUAGAAAUAAUAUGCUUCAUAGGAUUAGAUAGGGAUGUUUGGUUUGUCAAUUUCCACAGUAUAUCAAUCGUUACAUCGUGAUGCUAAACAAAAAAAAAUAAUCGUCAAUCGGAUCAUAUCAAAAAAUCAUUCAAUAGAAAAUAAAAAUAGACACAUACGUAACAA